CGAUACUCCAUCCACCUCGACUUCUACAUCCAUCACUGCUGCUCCAGUUAUCCAGCGCAUCCACACUCGAAACGCACGCCAGGGUUCAUUCAUCAUGUCCGACUCCCCCCCAGGCGCUGGUCCGGCGCGCGCCGGCGCCGAGCUCCUUCCCUCUGCAGUGAUGGAGUACCUGCAACAGCACGGCUUCGACAAGGCUUUGCAGGCGCUGCAAACGGAACUGCAGCAAGCAGGGGGAGAAAAAGAGGAUGGAGACGCGGAGGGCGAGCGGGAUGCACCUCUGGAGGCCGUCAUCCGCGCACCUGGCGCCAUCCCGCUCGAGACCAUGGUCAAACGCAACAUCCCUCAAGCGACAACAGUGUCCGUCUCAACAAUGAGCGACCGGAUUACACCGGAGUUCAUUGCACAGAGCAAAUACAUCAUUGAGAAGCUGCAGGCGCGGCUGGAGGAGCAAGCAGACGUCGAAGAAGGUCGGGCGCCUGGUCUCUCCCAGACCAGCUUCAUCGACCCAUCCGACCGCGUGGAAGGGUACAAGCGCUACCGACGAUGGGUCAGCGACGGUCUCGACAUGUGGAAGUUUGAGCUCGACAACGUCUCAUUCCCGCUUUUCGCGCAUACGUUCCUCGACCUCAUCGACUUCGGGUUCACAGAGGCUGCGCAGAAGUUCUAUCAGGACAACGCUGAGCACCACCGCGUUUAUCAUCCUUCAGAGCUUUCGUACCUCGCGGGCAUCAACGCGCCACACCAGAUUCUUCUUGAUCCCUACUGCCAGCGCUUGCGGUCGGAGCGGUAUCAAGUGCCAAUGUCACGCAACUCGUUCGCGCUGCUCGUACAGUGGCUCAGCGGGUCGGGGCUGGAUGAGGAGUGGGAGGCUGGUCUGCAUAGUGCGCCAGGGCGGGCGAAGGAGGCUGUCCGCGCAAUCGUGCACCAGCGCCUGGAUGUGAAAGUAUCCGACUCUGGCAUGCCAGUGGACAAAAUCUCGAUCGCGUCGUCCUCGGGGUUGCUGGCAGGAUUGUUGCCCCCGGCGACGUCGGCGGAGGACUUCAAUGGCGCGACGCAGUUGAAGCUCGGGCAGCCGGCCAUGCUGGACAAGUUAAAGGAGGAAGUGCUGCGGGUGGUGCGGGAAGAAGACGAGGCUAUCAACGGCGCACCUGAUUCGCCGGGUGCCUCAACUGUCAACGGACACGUGAACGGCACCGACGCAAAUGGCGACGUGAUGAUGGGCGACGCCUCGCCCAAGAAGGCGGUCAAGCUUGAGCCUGAAGCGGACCCGGAUGUGAUCGCGCCGGACGCAACCGAGACGUUGCCGCCGCAGCCCACAUUCUACAAGGUGACGGACGUGAAGCGUGAGGUGGAGGCGGUGCGGGACAAGCGCAAGAUGAUCCGUCUGGGUCCGCCUGGGGAGGGCACGAGUGCGUCUGUGGCAACGCUGCCCUCCAUCGUCGCGUUCACGAUGUUUGACGGCGGGGAAAAUAUCACGAGUGUUCAGUUCAGCCCCGACUCGAGUCUGAUAGCGGCGGGCUCAGCAGAGAGCACUGUGCGGCUGUGGAGUCUGAGGGACGAGAAGCUAAAGGCCAAGUCACUAGACCCCCUUGGUAACGUCGUUGAAGACGAGGGCAUGGCGAUGCGCAAGCUUGUGGGGCAUUCGGGACCAGUGUAUGGGUUAUCCUUCGACCCAAUAGCGGGUAGCGGUGGGCCGCCACACGCACUACUCUCCUCGAGCCAAGACGGCACGGUGCGCCUCUGGUCAAUGGAUACGUACUCGAAUCUUGUGGUUUACCGGGGCCACGGAAGGGAACCCGUCUGGGACGUCGAGUGGGGGCCAUUCGGCGUGUAUUUCGCGACCGGGUCCCGCGACCGCACAGCGCGGCUGUGGAGCUCGGACCGGCUGACCCCUCUGCGAAUGUACACCGGGCACCUUGGAGACGUGAACUGCGUCAAGUUCCACCCCAACACGAUGUACCUCGCAACGGGUUCGAGUGACAACUCGUGCCGCCUGUGGGACGUGCAGCGCGGCGCAUGCCUUCGCCUUUUCCUGGGCCACACGGACGCCGUGACGACCCUGGCGAUCUCUCCAGACGGCAAGAUGAUGGCGUCUUCUGGCCUUGACUGCUCAAUCUAUCUGUGGGACCUGGGCUCGGCCCGGCCCAUCAAGAAGAUGAGCGGGCACACGGGGCCCGUCGAGAGUCUUUCGUUCUCGGCCGAGAGCAGCGUCCUCGUGUCCGGCGGAUUGGACUGCACCGUCCGCGUGUGGGAUGUGAAGGGUGCCGGCGGGCCUAGGCCGCGCGGGUACGACGCACCGCUCAGCAGUGGCGCGCUGCCGAUGGGCCCGAGUGAAUGGGAGGGCAUGAGCCAGACUGCCGAUUUGUUGAGCACGUUUACGACCAAGCGAACGCCCGUCAUCAAGACACAUUAUACGCCGCGCAAUCUGUGCAUGGUUGCCGGCUCGUUCGUGCCGCCGGCUAAC
Messenger RNA from Cutaneotrichosporon oleaginosum, 2464 nucleotides. RefSeq lists its product as uncharacterized. NCBI's taxonomy places the organism in Eukaryota, Fungi, Basidiomycota, Tremellomycetes, Trichosporonales, Trichosporonaceae. The record is from RefSeq and is a predicted model, not a curated record. Gene Ontology annotation, molecular function: RNA polymerase II general transcription initiation factor activity; protein binding. Gene Ontology annotation, cellular component: transcription factor TFIID complex. Gene Ontology annotation, biological process: transcription initiation at RNA polymerase II promoter.